This is a messenger RNA of Aspergillus tanneri, 1155 nucleotides long. RefSeq names its product putative cell division protein kinase (Ctk1). The coding region runs from base 1 to 1155 and encodes 384 amino acids. The transcript has 5 exons. Gene Ontology annotation, cellular component: cytoplasm; nucleus. Gene Ontology annotation, biological process: protein phosphorylation. Lineage: Eukaryota; Fungi; Ascomycota; Eurotiomycetes; Eurotiales; Aspergillaceae. The record is from RefSeq and is a predicted model, not a curated record. Gene Ontology annotation, molecular function: cyclin-dependent protein serine/threonine kinase activity; ATP binding.
AUGACGGCUUCCGAUUGGAGAAAAUCUCUAGGCUUCACAGAUAGGUUAACGGCCAUUCAGUCUCUGACCACUGCCUAUCAACGCGCCUCCUCUGCUGCUGCGUUCACGGAGGCGCAAUCUCAAGCCAAGAGAUUUGAGAGCGAAGCAUAUGAACAGGCUGCCUCGAAGGAGGAAUACGACGGGUUCUGUCAGGAAGCCAUUGACGCGGCUGAGUCCCUAGGGUCAGUAGACCCUGUGAUUAGUAGUACUAGCCAAUCGCACAACGAAUCCGAAGAAGAAUCUUGGACCGCAGGUGAAAACAUUGGCCCAUACCAGUCAUGUGUACACCAUUAUGAUGGGCUCCAUUCUACCAUAUAUAAAUCCAAAGCCGAGGAUGGGACUCUCGUUGCCGUCAAAGUCACUAUCCCUCAUCUCUUAACAGAGCCACACGACGCAGAACGCGAGGUUCAACUUCUGCGAGAGGCUGCCAGCGCUCGCGUAAUACCCUUAAGAGAAGCAUUGAAACUUGGAGGGAGACUCAUCCUGGUGUUUCCCUUCAUGAAGUAUGACUUUGAGCAGUUGCUCCGUCGUGACAUGUUAACUGCGACUCAGGCGAGGUCUCAUUUGCAGGAUAUGUUCAAUGCACUGGUGCACAUACAUGAAAUGGGGAUUAUACACCGUGAUAUAAAACCGUCUAAUAUUCUAUUGGAUUCACCCGACGGACCGGCCUAUCUUGCGGACUUUGGAAUUGCCUGGAAGGAAGGAUUAAAAACAUCUGAACCCGCCGAUCGGAAGAUCAUAGAUGUAGGAACAACGUGCUACCGACCACCAGAGAUAUUGUUUGGUUUUAAAGGGUAUGGUGCUGCCCUUGAUCUAUGGGCAGCCGGAUGUGUUGUUGCAGAAACGAUAGCUGUCGGCCACAAGCAGCUGUUCGAUUCUGGGCCACUGGGAAGUGACUUGUCACUCAUUCAUUCUAUCUUCAAAACGCUGGGCACUCCGGACGAAAAUAGUUGGCCGGUGGUACAGGAGACGAGAAAUCUGCCAGACUGGGAUAAGGUGCAGUUUUAUAUAUACCCUGCCCAACCAUGGGAUGCCAUCCUCAAGGGGGCAUCCUCCAAAGGCCGUGAUCUUGUGAGCCAAUUGGCCCUGGGUCAUCCAUAUUUCUCGGCGACUUAG